CCUCAAAAUACCAAAUUGUUUAAAAACUCUUUGUAAUUAAUUAUGAACAUAACAACUGUAUAAAUUAUAUAAAUUACAGUUAUGCUUAAUAGACACCAGUAAGUGCAACACCACUGGUAUUGAAAUGUGCUACUGCAAAUAUAAGGAGAAAGACAACACCUGCCAUCUAGUUGUAAAUAUAACACUGGGCAAACUGGACAAUGAAGCAGAGAUUAAAGGAGUGUUAACAUUCAAUAAUCUGCUAAACAUUUUCAGCACUCCUUAUAUACUUCCCAACUUUUUGAAAAAUGACUUUAAGCAGAAAAAAGGCAAAAGUCGGAGUGAUAAAAACCUGAAAAAUAUUGUAUUUGCAGCUGUUUACUGGGGAUUAUUUACAUUAAUUGCUAUAAUUUAUUAUGUGAAACAGUAUAUAUUAGGAGGAGAUGACUAAAAUAAAAAAAAUUCAAUUUGACUUCAUUGAGAAAUAGGAGAUGAAGAGCAACUUGAUCAACACACAGCUUAUCUUUUGUCAAGUUUGUUGCCAUUUAUUGGUUCAUCCUUUUUCAGUGUAUUAACUCAAUCCGUCCCAUGAGCAGCGAGAUGCGGCUUGGGCCAGCUUCACCGUAGGCCCGUGAGUCGCAAGGUACGGCUCGACACCGCUAGUGUUUGUUUCUUUAACAAGUCAUUUAACAUGUAAAAAACUACAUUCUUUAAAAUAACUCACAAUUAUCUUCAUUUACUACUAUAGAAAUUUCAUUUCUGUUCAUUUUGAUGUAUAAUACAUACAUCUGGUUAGAAAAACAUAGGAGCUAUACUUGUUUAAGUAGGUGAGGGCUGUGUAAAAAAAUUGGGUCACCGAAAUAAUGAGGUCAGGAGGUGGAAACGCCUCUGGUAUAGAAAGAGUUAAUAGAUUGACGUGGUCGAGUCGGUAAAGCUCAUGGUUGCUAAACCGAAAAGUCUCGAGUUCGAACCCUCGGGCAGAUGAGGCUCGUUAGCUGGGGACAGCCACUAUUCUAGGAGAGACAACUCCAAAAUUAAACAACUGCUGCCUUGUAGUUUGUUCUUGGUUGGACAAAGGCUAUGGAAGCAAAUCCAAAAAAGAAAAGCAGGCUGAAAUCGGAGUCAAUGGCCUUAAUGGCGCAUAACCAGUUGACACGUUACGCUUAAUUGUGUUGCAGGCAUGGUCGAGUCGGCAAAAAGCUCAUGGUUGAUAAAUUCGAACAAAGUAUCGAGUACAAACCCACUGGCAGAUAAAUCUCGAUCCCCUUCAAGACUAAUAAUUAAGAACGAAGAAGAAGAAGAAGAAUAGAUUGAUAAAUUGUUUAAUAUUUCUGUUUAAGUAAGCCCAGAUUAAUACAUUUGACGUAAAUUAAUACAUAAUUUUUUUAAAAGCUAUGAAUAUUUCAUUCAACAUCUAAUAUAUGCAUCACAGAAAUAGUACAUGUUAUUCUGUAGGAUAAUUUUAAAUAUAUAAAAAUAUACUCUCUUUUUACAAAUGCUAAAAUUAUUGUGAUAAUUUUUAAAUUUGUUUUUUCUUUUAUUUAUUUGUGUAUUUUAUUCUUGCUAAAAUUAAUUAGCAAACUGUUGUAAAAUUCUUGAAUUUUAAAUUGGUUUAGUAAUUCAAUUCACACUAUUAAUUGUUUAAAAGCAAUUUGCAUAACAUUUUUUUUUAUACCCUUAGAGUAAUUUUGUCUUUUUAAAAUGUAUAAUUUUAGCUGUCAUUAUUUUACACUAAUCUACUAUCUUUGUGAAAUAUUAUUCUUUAGGAUUUACUUCUUUUUUCCCAAAAUGUAAAUUUUUGUACUGGGUUCAUCGAUUGGAUUGACUGUCUGCCCCGAAAAUGUAUUUUUUGAGGAGGUUGACAAACUGUUAUGGGUUAGUGGGCGUUUGGAAUCAGUGUGAAUAUUUGCAUGUUGAUUUUAGUAGUAAAUCAAUUAAUCACUACAUCAAUUUAAACUUUAUUUGAUUUCCAUACAAAAUGUAUACACUUAAAUGGCAAUAUCCUUAUUUAAAAUUAAAAUAGCUCAGCAUAGAAUUAAAUUAUGGACUGUAUAUCAAAAUGUUUUAGCAAGAGCCUAAAGUAGAUUUACAACUAGUUAUAAUAUAGUGUAUGACUACAGAAAAUAAAUUCUAUUUUAUAACUUUUUUAUACAAAAUGUUAAUGUUGUUUUUCUGCUUAAAUUUUGAGUUGAUUUGGGGAAAAAAUAUUAUUGAAAUAAAACAAUAUGCUAUUAUAUUUGAAUUUUUUUUUUUUUUCAACACACUCUAAAUUCUAUUUUUAAUAUUUAAUAAUAGGCAAUACUGAAAAAAAUAGAUCACUAUAGUUUUAAUAAUAUUGCAAGGUACACAAAUAUCACCCAUGCUAUUGAAUUAUUAAAUGGAGUGGGGGAGGUCAUCCAAAGUGUACAGGGGGAGGGGGGUCUAAAUUCUAAAUGUGUGUACAUUAUAAAUGGAUGGCUAAUAAUGAUGCAAGCAGAAAAUAUUUUUAAAUUUAUGUUUAUAACAUAAUUAUGCCUUUUGAUGUAUGUCUUUUUGAUACAUUUAUUUAUAGUGCAUACAUUCCAAUGAUACAAUAGAAAGUGUUUUUGGUUGUUAAAAUAAUUUAACUCUUAUCAUGAUUAACAGUUUAACCACACUUUAAGUUUUUUGUUACUUUGUACUUUUGUAAAGUAUUUACUAUUCUCACUGAUUUCCUGAGUCAACGCCCUAAGUGUUCUUAUAAUCUUGAGUCAUGGUUUUGUGUUUUAAAAUGCUUCAAAUUUUUUUUUUU
Physella acuta is the source of this 2749-nucleotide messenger RNA. RefSeq lists its product as uncharacterized. Lineage: Eukaryota; Metazoa; Mollusca; Gastropoda; Physidae. The record is from RefSeq and is a predicted model, not a curated record.